CGGAAAACACUUACUUUUGCUCCCCUCUCAGUGCCUUAGCCCAUGCAAAAGCCGUCAGUCGUCCCAAAGCAGUUCAACGAUUCCUUAAAGGAUAUUUUUGUUGUUGUUGUUUUUCAAGAAAUGUUUUCCUAUGACAAGUAGUUUGUUUGUGGUAUUUUGAGCGGUGGCACCCACUCGGACAUGUCAUUUCUGUCGCCCACGUUAAGACUGGAAAAUCUCUCAACCAAACCGAUUAUGAGCCAGGACCACAUACCAGAGGAGAAGCGUUACAAUAAAAACAACAUUGUGGCCAAAUGGUGUGCCCCAAUCAACGGGAAAAUGUAUCGCAUAGAGCUGGAGCAUGGUACAACAAGUGGUCGUCGCAUGAUUUGGGUCAAUGGCAAAGAGGUGCUUAGGCGCGAUUGGAUGUUUAAGCUUGUGGGCGAGGAUUCUUUCUAUAUAGACCAAGCCCGCUGCAUUAUACGCGUUGAUCCUGCUCCCGGCUUUAAAUAUGAGUACCUGCUGUACAUAGAUGGCAAAUCCCAUGACCAGUACACCGAAGAGCAGAACAAACAAUAUCGCCUUUGGGUGACUACCAUCAAUGGCGUUCAGUAUCGCAUAAUGCUUGAGUUGGACACCUUGAAUCUCUUCAUAAACGAUGAACUACAAAAGGAGACGGCGGAAUUUGUGGAUGGCGGCACCGACACCCUCAUUCACAUAAACGAUGUCGAUUUCACUCUGCAGACUCGCUCAAGCGGCAAUAAACUCAGCGGCAUUCGUCACACUCUGCUAGCCAACCAUGUGGAAAUUCCUGAAGCCAAAAUUCAGGAAAUAAUGCAGGAACCUUGCUCAAUUCUAUCAACGUAAAUGCAAUGUGUUGACCUCACCUAUGCAAACUUAGACAUGCUAAUAGACACAAUAUUUGUAAAUGUGAACAUCUUUUUCCGUUUUCCGUUUUCCGCUUUCAGCAAUAAAGUCCAAAUUUUUUGAUUUA
Stomoxys calcitrans (stable fly) is the source of this 973-nucleotide messenger RNA. Its product is annotated as fas apoptotic inhibitory molecule 1. Lineage: Eukaryota; Metazoa; Arthropoda; Insecta; Diptera; Muscidae. The transcript has 4 exons. Gene Ontology annotation, biological process: canonical NF-kappaB signal transduction; negative regulation of extrinsic apoptotic signaling pathway via death domain receptors; positive regulation of neurogenesis. The record is from RefSeq and is a predicted model, not a curated record. Bases 181 to 846 code for a protein of 221 amino acids.